AUGGAGCCCGAACUUAUCAACAAUUACAAGAAAAAGAUUCUUAAUAUGAAAGAAGAAGUCAUAAAGCUCAAUAGGCAGAUAGCCCAAGCUGAAAGUAUCGAUGAGACUCAAUCUGGAGAUCGUGACGAAUCCCUCAAAAAGCAAUCUCUCCUUAGACACUGCCAAGGAGAAAUCGAUGAGCUAACUGAUCAACUUAGUAAGCUGCAAGAAACUAACUCUGAACUAUCAGAAAGCUGUGAAGAAUUAAAAAAUCGAAUAGACCCUCUACCAAUUUCUGAUAGUCAGCUUGAAGAGCUUAAUGAACAAAUCGCAAAUUUAGAGAAAGAAAAUGAAGACUUAAAGAGGCAAAAUGAAGAAAUCGGAGAUUCUGGGCUCCAAGAAUGGGAAAACUUAUCCCCAACUGCUGCUAAUGAGUUUUUUGUGAACCUCCAGAAAAAGCUUUCUCAAUUGGAGCAAGAAAAUGCAGCUCUCUCAGCUAAAUAUAAAAAAUCGGAAGCAGAAACUAAAAGGCUUAAAGAAAACUGUGAAAAAGCUGCAGCUAGGUUUAAAAAUAAUGAAGACACUAGAAGCAGACUGCAGCAGCUAGAAGAUGACUACCAGAACUGUGUAGAAACUGAAAAGGAGCUGAAAGAAGAAAUUGAAGAUGUCGAAAGACAAAUCAUGCAGAAAUCUGCAAGCACUGAAGGUCAAGAUAUAAGAAGUUUACAACAUAUGAUUAGUGAACUAAAUGAAAAAAUUAGUCAAGAGAAAGCACAAUGUGCAAGACUAGAAAAGCAGCUACAGGAUAAGCAGCAAGAGCUAAGGACUAUAAAAAUUACAUCAAAUCUAACAGUCAGUAAAACUUCGACUAAGCUUAGCAAUGAGCUGGAUUUACUUGGAAAAGUGCUAGCCGAUAAAUUGAAGACGGUAAGAGAAAAAGAUAAAGAUAUCGCUGAAAUUUCAUUGAAGUAUGAAGAGGCAAAACUCCAGCUUAAUGGGCCAGAAAAGAUAUCUACCAAUUAA
This is a messenger RNA of Blepharisma stoltei, 1002 nucleotides long. The record is from the annotation of a GenBank genome assembly. Lineage: Eukaryota; Ciliophora; Heterotrichea; Heterotrichida; Blepharismidae.